UCAUGGGCGUAUGACGGAAUGGCGUCAUACUCGGGAAUUGUGGGCGAAGUCUCGUGAGCACUACUGCGAGACGCCGCGAGAUCUGAGAGGAAGAACAGCAGAUCUCGAACUAACUGUGAAAGAGAAGGACGUGCUCCGAACUCUUCCGCUCACCACCGUCUUUUCCGCGCCAUUUCGAACAACCGCCGAACAACUUACCUCCCCGACUCCUCCUAAAUUAUCUCCCUACACCCUUACCCUUUUGACUCCUCCCAAAUUUCUCCCCCUCGUAAGAAUGUUUGGCGCCGGCCGGAGAAAAAUUCGCCCUCCAGCCCGUUUCGUCUCGUCACCGGCCGAGGACGCCGAGCUUGAGUGGCAUUCCACGCCAGCAGAGCUGUCGAAAAGGCUGGAAGACGAGCUCUUGGAUGUGACCCGCCAACUGGAGAAGAUGAAAGCAGACCUCGGCGUCGGUUUGGAGAGGGCCGGCAGAGUUCGCACCCCCCUCCCCACCACCACACCGGAAGACGCCGAUGGAGGUCAAAGGUCUCCCAUCCCAGAAAUCCCAGCGCGAGUUAAAGAUGGCCGCCCGGAAGUGCACGCAAGGGCGCUGCGUGCAGAGCUUCGAGAGCCCAAUCCUCCCGUGAGGCAGAACUUUCCGACUUUGCGGGAGGUUCGGGCCUUUCAGCAGCUACAGAGCGACCCUACAGAGUUUUCUCGGCACAUUCCAAGAUAUACCGAAGCGGAACAGUGGGGCGCAGCCAGCAUCGAGGGCCACCCCCCUCCCCCCAAGUACAACACUCAGCAAGUCCAGGAAGGCCUCCCACCUUCACAGCAAGGUGAUGCCUGGACUCUACUUGAACAGGACACCCUGCGCACCCAGCAGCAAGCUUUUGCUGCUUCCACGCGGGCGAACCAUCAGACACAGUUCCGAGCGUACAUCGCAUUCUGCAAGUUCUUUGGGAAGGUGCCCAUUCCAGCGUCGGCCCAUCUCUUGUCAUGCUACGCUCAGUUCUUGAGUCGCUCACUUAAGUCACCAGACACGAUCGCACACUACCUCUCAGCCGUGAAGCUACUCCACCAACUUCACGGCCACUACCAGUUCAGCCUCCAGCAAUUUGAACUCCAGCAGACUCUUCGCGGCCUGAAGAAAAUCCUGCGGCACCGCCCUAAAGGGCAUCACUCCAUCACCCCAGAAUUCCUCUUAAAAGCACGGGAGUUCCUCAACUUGAAUACUGCAAAAGACGUCACCACCUGGACAGUCUUAUUGAUCGGUUUCUUCGCCUACCUACGAAGAUCAAACCUGGUGCCCACGACCGCGAAAGCUUUCGAUAACACCAAGCACCUUCAGCGACGAGACAUCCUGUGCGUCAAGGAAGGCCUUCUCAUUCAGAACACUUGGUCUAAAACGAUUCAAGCUAACGAGAGAGACCUCGUAGUUCCCAUCCUGGCGAUCCCAGGUUCUCCGCUGUGCCCCGUGGUAGCUUACAACAACAUGCUACAACUCUGCCCAGCGCCACCCGAUGCGCCGGCCUUCCUCCUCCCACCAACCGCCCGGCGUCGGUACCGGCCAAUGACUGCUUCUACUCUCACCAAAGAACUAGCUCGUCUAGUUAAGCACGUCGGUCUUCCGAAGGGCUACCACACGCUGCACGACCUACGCCGUGGCGGAUACACCCUGGCCUUCGAGGCUGGCGUCCCUCGAGAGCUACGAAAGCAACAUGGUGAUUGGAGAUCGGACGCUGACCUGCUCUACCUCCGUCCAUCGGUCGAGCAACGUCUACGUGUACCGGCAGCCAUGCGGCAUCUCAUCCUGCAGCGCAUGUAAGCAGCUCUCCACCAACCUCGGAGUCUUCUUGGCCCCUGCGGAGUGGCCUGUGACAUCCUGUGUUUGUACGAGAUUGUACAUGAAACAGCAUACAAGACUGAGUAAAGAUGUCACUCGCCCAAUACGACUCCGUGUGAUUGACUGAGUGUGAACAAUUAUGGGCGUAUGACGGAAUGGCGUCAUACUCGGGAAUUGUGGGCGAAGUCUCGUGAGCACUACUGCGAGACGCCGCGAGAUCUGAGAGGAAGAACAGCAGAUCUCGAACUAACUGCCACCGCCACCCAACAACGUCCUUCAGAACUUUCGACCUCAGUAGUUCAGUUCUGUAGUUUUUAAAUCCACAACUUAGUUUAGUUUCUGCACCACUUAGAUAUUAGCCUCUUUUAGCCUUUUCCUCAAGUAUCUCGACUGUUUUGUAUGACGAGCAUAGCCCUCCAUGUGCAGUCAGAGCUAGAAGUUGCACCUUGUCAUAGCAUUCAGCUCGGCUCAGGUCACAGAUGGACGGGCGAGAGAGACAAACUGUAGUUUUUCUCCAAACUGUCAUCGUCAUCGAGAGCCUACCUGUUUUAUAGCCAUCUCGUGGCUUGUUAUCGUUAGUGUUUUAAGUCGCUCUGUACGUCGAGCAGUACCUCGUUUAGCGCUCAACUGUAUUUACCAUGAAUUGUACUAUUUUAACGAGAGCCUUAAACUUUUACGGCCACUUCCCGGGCCUUGUAAUUGUCAUUCGUUAAGUUCGUUAUGUACGUCAAAGGCUACCUUUUCUGUACUAGUUCUUUACGCCUAGCGUUCUAGGCUAGGCCUGUGACAUCCUGUGUUUGUACGAGAUUGUACAUGAAACAGCAUACAAGACUGAGUAAAGAUGUCACUCGCCCAA
Molecule: messenger RNA, 2678 nt
Organism: Branchiostoma floridae (Florida lancelet)
Lineage: Eukaryota; Metazoa; Chordata; Leptocardii; Amphioxiformes; Branchiostomatidae
Exons: 2
Coding region: 11-1804 (597 amino acids)
Biological process (GO): DNA recombination; DNA integration
Molecular function (GO): DNA binding
Source: RefSeq, a predicted model, not a curated record